This is a messenger RNA of Pseudopipra pipra, 1190 nucleotides long. It is a transcript of the gene NMRK2, whose product is annotated as nicotinamide riboside kinase 2. The record is from RefSeq and is a predicted model, not a curated record. Lineage: Eukaryota; Metazoa; Chordata; Aves; Passeriformes; Pipridae. The transcript has 7 exons. Gene Ontology annotation, cellular component: cytoplasm. Gene Ontology annotation, molecular function: ribosylnicotinamide kinase activity. Bases 13 to 804 code for a protein of 263 amino acids.
GACCUCGGGCUCAUGAUGGUCACAGGGUUCUUCCCUCAGCGAAGGGCGGGGACACGGCCCUAUAAAUCCGCGCCAAAUCCGCCUUUUCCCCUCAAUGAACGGCUCAGGGAGGCAAAGCCGAGUCAGAGCAAAGAGGGAACAGGGGCAGCCGUAGUUUUUCCUUCCUCUGAAAGUUGUUUCAGCCUUUCUAAAUCGUUUUUUCUUUCGUUUUUCCGUCGCCACAUCCCGGCAAAGGAGGCGACUCGGCAAAAUGAAAUACAUCGUAGGCAUCGGAGGUGUCACCAAUGGUGGCAAAACCACCCUGACCAACAGGCUCGUCAAGGCUCUCCCCAACUGCUGCGUGGUCCACCAGGACGAUUUCUUCAAGUGUUGGAUUCCCUGGAUAUGGAGGCAAUGGUGAGCACGGUGCGGGCCUGGAUUGAGAACCCAGUGAAGUUUGCCCGUUCCCACGGGGUGAAUGUCACACCUGGCUCUAAAGAGCCAACUUCCCAAGAUAUCCAUAUAUUGGUCAUUGAAGGCUUCCUGCUUUAUAAUUACAAACCACUGAUAGACCUGUUUGACAUCCGUUACUACCUGGCGGUGCCGUACGACGAGUGCAAGAGGAGGAGAAGCACACGGAAUUACACCGUUCCCGACCCCCCCGGCCUCUUCGACGGACACGUCUGGCCCAUGUACUUAAAGCACAGGAAGGAGAUGGAGGACUGUGGUGUGGAUGUUGUUUAUUUAGAUGGCCUGAAGUCGAGGGAAGAACUGUACAACCAAGUCUUUGAAGAUAUUCACAACAAGCUUUUAAAUUGCUCAUAGGGUCUGGGAAGACCUGGAAGACCCAUGUACAGCCUGAUGUAAAUAAUAUUUGGAAGUGGGAAGGAGGGUUUAUUUGUGGAAACUCUUCUCCCGCUGCCCUUUGGCAAGUCCCUUCUGUAUAUAAUUGAAAACUGAGGAUAACUUAUUCCCAACCCCAUGGACAGGAUGGCCUUGGUGGGUUUUUUUGGGUUUGUUUUGUUGUUGUUGUUUUUUUUUUUAAUUAUUUUAUAUUCCAAAGAGAAGUUGGAAAAGCAUUUUUAUAGCAGACCAAGUAGAGCUGCGCUGGGAAAACAACAAAUCUCCUGCUCCUGCUGACAAAAAGGCUUCAGGCAACGGCUUGUUUGUAAUAUCAUCUCUCAAAUCCAGUAAAAAUCCACUUAAAUCUC